CUCCCUCACCUCCUCGCUCUGUUUGGCUUCACGCGACACACCUGUCAUCUUCAGCCCCUCUGCUCUCUGCUGUGGCUCUCCCACAGUAAGUGAGAAGCAGAAGUGGAGGAAGAGGACUCCAGAUAGAGGGAAACAGUAGAGCUUCAGGUUGACUCAGACCAGGAGUGAAUCACACCGCAGAGCAGGUAGUGGCCUGACAUGCAGUCAGUUAGGAGGCUGCUGGGGAUUUCCAUGUUUAGAUCCUGCUGACUGCUACUGCUGCAGUUCCCAGUCUCCUGAGAGAUCGUGCCGGACCCUCCCCCUAAUUUCUCUAACCUGCUCAACUGUUCUCAAGUGGAUAACAUUACAUUACUGCUACUGCAUUUUUUUCUCUCCUCACUUUGAGAUUUAAUCUCUGCAGACGACACAUAUCUUCCUCUGUUUAACGCGAUAGCAGCUCUCUGCAGACUGUAUCUGCUGGGUUGGCUGAAACACACCAUGCAGAGGAGUCCCCACUCAGCUGAUACAGCUGCUCAGCAGCAAAGGAGUGAAGCUGGGUCAUCCAAUAGUUUCAAAGCCCUUGGAUGCCAUGAGCAGCUGGACCCCAAGGACAGCCUGGAGUCCGAGGACCCCGGAGAAUACUGUUAUGGUGGGUACCACCCUGUCCAGAUCGGCGACACCCUCAACAGAAGGUAUCAGGUGGUGUCUAAGCUUGGUUGGGGCUAUUUCUCAACUGUCUGGCUGUGUCUGGACCACAGGCUUGGUCGACACGUGGCUGUGAAGGUGCUGAAGAGCGGAGCAGGCUUCACCCAGGCGGGGCAGGAUGAGCUGGCUCUCCUACGAUGUGCGUGUGGCCCUUUGAGCCGUCAUCCUUCCAGGCCAAGGAUAGUUCAGCUGCUCGAUGACUUCAAGCUGGCUGGGGUCAACGGGGUCCACAUGUGCCUGGUGCUGGAGCUUCUGGGGCCUGAUCUCAGAUGCUGGCAGCUAUGUUUUGGGGAUCCAGGACUGUCACGGCUGUGGGUCAAACAAAUUCUUACUCAGGUCCUGCAAGGCCUGGACUACCUGCACACCCGGUGUAAAAUCAUCCACACUGACAUCAAGCCAGAGAACAUCAUGCUGUGCCUGGAGGGGCAGUCCCAAAACGCACCAGCAGGGGCCAGUAUCUCCUCCUCUCCACUGACUGGGAAGGAGUCUUCGUCCAAGUCCACAGAGAAGGAGCCUGUGAACCCUUCCAGUUUGAAGGAAAUUAAAGUGAAGAUUGCUGACCUUGGCAGCUCCUGCUGGGUGUACAAACAUUUCUGUGAAGAAAUCCAGACACGACAGUAUCGUUCACUAGAGGUUUUACUGGGAGCUGAAUAUGGUCCGCCAGCUGACAUCUGGAGUGUUGCCUGCAUGGCGUUUGAGUUUGUCACUGGAGACUCGCUGUUUGUACCCAAAUCCCGCGAGUCCUUUUCCCUGGAGGAAGACCACAUAGCCCAGAUCACGGAGCUCCUGGGUAAAAUCCCACCAGCUGUUGCUUUAUCGGGCAAAUACUCAGCAGAUUACUUCGGGCGCCGAGGUGAACUGCGUUGUGUCGGUCCGCUGAGGCUCUGGAGCCUUUAUGAGGUUCUCGUGGAAAAAUACCAUUUCCGGUUGGAGGAGGCCCAUGGUUUCUCUGAAUUCCUUCUUCCGAUGUUGGAUUAUCAUCCCAAGAAGAGGGCCACUGCUGCAGAGUGCCUUCACCACCCCUGGCUGACCUCCUGAUAGGCCAGUGGAAGGCCUUCAUGUGGGCCUCAUCCCCAUCCAUAGUCCUCACAGCCAGAUGCUGUCAACAGCAAGAACUGGAUCAUUUUAGGCCACCAUUGAAUUUUUUGAAGACACUUUGUUUGUUGCUUUGGUAUUAGAAUUCCUUCAGUUGUCCUUACUCAGCAUCAGGGAAGGAAUAAUACUAAGGAAUAAGGAUUAAGAUGCUCCUCUCCAGUGAAGCCCUGCUAUGCAUUAUACUUUUAGAUAUUUUUUUGUGUCGCUAAAUUUUAUUGUUAGACCUCAUCGAGUCCAAUUUGAUGCAAACCUUGAGUGCAGCUACUUUAUUAUCCAGUCAAAUUGAAUGUCACCAAACAAAUAAAAGAAUGUCACUAAUAUGAUUUGAUUUAUUGUUUAUCUUUGUUACAGUGUAAUAAACAGCUUUAAGGGAUAAAGACAGAAUAAUUGCAGCGCAAGUAGAAGUCUAUUGUAAGUCUAUUUUAUUGAUAUGAACUCAGAUCAAACACUUUUUUGUGAAAACAUUUUUAUUAGAGGGAUUUUAAAUCUGUACGAGUACAAGCUAAGGCUGUCAUAAUAAAUACUUACUCAGAAUGUUUUUUUUUAGAAAAUAAAGUAUCACUAAAUAUUCCGUAAAGGGAUAAAGGAUCAAACAUGUUGUGGAAGGGCGCCUCCUGCUGCUUAAAGAACAAAACUCCUGAUCAUAUUUGAACCUGACUGAAGCUGAAGAGAUCAAAAUGUUUUCUGGUCUGUUUUGUUCCCCCUCUUAUUUUUUUUUUAUGCAGAACACCUUUAUCUUCCGUGUGUCUUGCUCCAGUAAUCAAUGGGGAGGAAUCCUUCACUCUGUUUUGAAUAUUUAACGCUGCACUUAACAAAAGUUUCAUGUAAACAGUGGAUGAAAUGACAGUGUUGUGAGAGGUGGUCACUCAAUCCAUGCAGACAUUUUUAAGCUCUAAUGCUGGUGCUGACUACAACGUUAAAAAUAAAAACAACUUAAUGGAAAACAUU
Molecule: messenger RNA, 2727 nt
Organism: Platichthys flesus (European flounder)
Lineage: Eukaryota; Metazoa; Chordata; Actinopteri; Pleuronectiformes; Pleuronectidae
Product: SRSF protein kinase 3
Exons: 12
Coding region: 478-1722 (414 amino acids)
Biological process (GO): spliceosomal complex assembly; regulation of mRNA processing; protein phosphorylation
Molecular function (GO): ATP binding; protein kinase activity
Source: RefSeq, a predicted model, not a curated record